Messenger RNA from Mercurialis annua (annual mercury), 730 nucleotides. RefSeq lists its product as uncharacterized. The coding region runs from base 214 to 510 and encodes 98 amino acids. NCBI's taxonomy places the organism in Eukaryota, Viridiplantae, Streptophyta, Magnoliopsida, Malpighiales, Euphorbiaceae. The transcript has 3 exons. The record is from RefSeq and is a predicted model, not a curated record.
CCAAAAUUAUACUAUUCAGAUUACUCUUUGAUUGAUAUAUUAUUUGCCUUUUAGUGGCUAUGUUUUGUCCUUCUCACCUUGUCCCUUUAGGCUUUAUAUUAUAAUAUUUAUACAGAAGUUCAUAAACUUCAUCUUCAUCCUCCAAUCUAAUUAUUUCAUUUCUCCUCUAAUUAAUUAAAAUAGCAUAUAUCAUAAUUGUUUUUCCUCAGGUUCAUGGAGGAUCACUCUACUGCUUCAUACAUACACUUGGUUCACCACCUUAUUGAGAAAUGCUUGAUAUAUCAUAUGAGUAAAGAGGAGUGCAUGGAAGCCAUCUCCAAACAUGCAAACAUCAAACCUGUCAUCACCUCCACAGUAUGGGAUGAACUAGAGAAGGAGAACAAGAAAUUCUUUGAGGUGUAUGCUGAAUCCAAAGGCAAAGAUCACAUAAUGUCACGGGAAGAAACAACUCAAAUGAUCUAUAAAAUCUCUGAAUCCUCAAAAAAAUUCGAUGAUCAAACAUCGAAAUGAACGAUCUACGAAAACGCUCGAUCCAAUCUCUCUUUUGCUUCCUAGAGAUUGUUAGUCUUGCCUUUCUCUUUUCUAAGUUCAUAAAUUAAAUCCUGUGAGAAGCACACAUGUGGUCCCUUUAAAUGUAAAUGUGCAUCAUGAAAAUGUAAGACAAAUAAAAAAAAAGCAAGAAAAUGAUAUUGCUUGUAAGUAUUAAUGUAAUGAACUCAUUGUUUCAUUA